Vigna radiata var. radiata (mung bean) is the source of this 2597-nucleotide messenger RNA. RefSeq lists its product as uncharacterized. The coding region runs from base 224 to 2317 and encodes 697 amino acids. The record is from RefSeq and is a predicted model, not a curated record. NCBI's taxonomy places the organism in Eukaryota, Viridiplantae, Streptophyta, Magnoliopsida, Fabales, Fabaceae. The transcript is spliced from 2 exons.
UAACGUUUGAACAAACAAACUUUCCUCAUUCCUCUCUCUCUCUCCAUUCUUGUUCGGUUACCACCAUAAUCUCUCUUAAUUUCUUCGCAACUAACUCCUGCACUUAUUUUCCUCUUCGCCUUCCAAUGCUCACACCCAUUCAAAUACACCCUUUUCUCUCCCUCACUCUCCCAUCACUGCUUCAACAUCACAUCCUUUUUUUCUUACACCCUUUUCGAUCAAAAUGGAAAGCAGAUGGAGAAAAGUCAAGCUUGCCAUUGGGAUCAACAAGUGUGUUCAAGUUCCUAGAAACAUUGACAACUCCUCUCUCCCCUGUGUCACCACCUUCUCCAACAGCUUUUUCUCCUCAUCCAAACACCGCUCCUCCGCCUCCCCCACCUCCACGUCCAGUCCCCGCCUCUCCAGAUCCAAAUCCUCCAAGGGGACAUGUGCAAUUUGCCUGAAUUCAGUGAAAGCAGGGCAGGGACAUGCCAUAUUUACUGCAGAAUGUUCUCACUCUUUUCAUUUCCAAUGCAUCACAUCCAAUGUGAAACACGGGAACCGGAUUUGCCCAGUUUGCAGAGCAAAAUGGAAAGAGGUUCCUUUUCAGAGUCGUUCUUCUAAGGUCUCCCAUGAGAUCAACCGAGUAAAUUCAUCGCAAAAUGAUUCGUGGACAACUCUUACAGGGAUGUUUCCUUCCCCACAAGCUGGUACAGAACCACAACAUGAUUCUAAUAAUGUUACUGAACCGGAUAUCUUUGAUGAUGAUGAUGAAGUCUUGGUUCAAGAAACUCCAGUUACCGAUGAUUUCAAUGAGGCUGAUUACAAUGCAAUAGACCCAAUGGAGAUCAGAACAUAUCCUGAAUUUUCAGCUCUUGCAAAGUCGGACUCUCAUGAUCAUUUUGCUGUAUUAAUUAAUCUCAAAGCUCCUCCUCGUUCAGGGAGAUCCGGAAACAAUACUGAAUCUUCAUCAUAUUUAUCAGCACUAAAUUCUCGUGCUCCAAUUGACCUAGUCACGGUUCUUGAUGUGAGUGGUAGCAUGUCAGGCACAAAGAUUGCACUACUAAAACGAGCUAUGGGGUUUGUCAUAGAGAAUCUGAGUUCAUCAGACAGGCUUUCUGUGAUUGCCUUCUCUUCCACAGCCUGGCGCAUCUUUCCUCUUCGGAGGAUGACAGAGGCUGGAAAACUUCAUGCACUGCAGGCAGUUUAUUCAUUGGUUCCGAGUGGUGCAACAAACAUUGAAGAAGGCUUGAGGAAAGGUGCCAAAGUGUUUGCUGACAGCAGGUGGAAGAACCCAGUUGGCAGUAUCAUACUGCUCUCUGACGGAGAGGAUUCGUUCAUAAACGGUAGCAGGCUCAAUCUUGGAGGCGAUUACGGGUCUCUUGUCCCAGCCUCCCUGCAUCGGAGCAGUUGUAUGGGCCAGCACAUACCCGUGCAUGCAUUUGGCUUUGGUGUUGACCAUGAUGCUACAGCAAUGCACAGAAUCUCCGAGAUCUCUGGGGGUACUUUUUCCUUCAUUCAAGACGAGGAUGUGAUACAGGAUGCAUUUGCACAGUGUAUUGGGGGACUAUUGAGUGUGGUGGUUCAGGAAUUACAGGUAGAAGUUCAGUGUGUUCACCCCAGUCUCCAACUUGGUGCAGUAAAAGCAGGAAGUUACCAAAUUAGCCGGACUGACAAUGAUAAAAUGGCAACUAUCAAGGUAGGAGAACUGUAUGCUGAAGAAGAAAGAGACUUUUUGGUGACAGUGAAUGUUCCAGUGGAGAAGUGUAGUGAUGAGAUGGCUCUGUUGGUAGUUAGAGGUGUUUAUAGGGAUCCCAUAACAAAAGCAAUGAAGGGUAUGGGAGUAAAAAAUGAAGUAAAGAUUGAGAGACCUGAUGUAGUAGUAGAUAUAGAUGUAGUUGAGUCGAUGGAAGUAGACAGGCAGAAAAACAGGCUUCGAGCUGCUAACGCAAUGGCUGAGGCUAGAGUUAGUGCAGAAUGUGGGGAUUGGACUGAUGCUGUUGUAAUUCUACAGAGUUGUCAGCAGGUUAUGUCUGAAAGCAUAUCUGGCAAAGCUGGUGAUGAACUAUAUAUUGGUCUUUGUGGUGAACUAAAGGAAAUGCAGGGAAGGAUGGCAAACGAAGGUGUGUAUGAGCAUUAUGGAAGGGCUUAUGUUCUCUCAGGAUUGAGUGCUCAUUCAGGGCAAAGGGCAACUACACGAGGAGACUCUACAGACAACACCAGUCUUCUCAAUACAUACCGAACCCCUUCAAUGGGAGACAUGGUUUCACGUUCUCAAAAUUUGAAUCUCCUCAAACCUGCUAGAUCCUCUUCUACCACCCACCCCCGCACAAUAUAGUAAUUCUUAUUUCAAUUUUCUCCUUCAUCGUAUCACCAUGAAUUAAUAAUUCACAGAUAGAACUUAAUAUUACAAUUUUCCGUAUCUCUAAAUUUUGGUAAGGAUAAUAAUGAAUGUUUUGAAGGUUGAUUGAAUUAUAAGAGCAAAGUGGGCAUUUUUUUUAAAAAAAUAAUGGGCUGAAUGAAUAAAGAGCCCAAACGAGAAAACACGGCCAAGAUUUAUAUGGGCAUUAAUCCCUGCACCUCCACCUGUUUGGCCUUCUACCUCCCCAUAUUUUUUA